Plodia interpunctella (Indianmeal moth) is the source of this 1481-nucleotide messenger RNA. RefSeq names its product protein hook homolog. The coding region runs from base 120 to 1268 and encodes 382 amino acids. The record is from RefSeq and is a predicted model, not a curated record. The transcript has 3 exons. NCBI's taxonomy places the organism in Eukaryota, Metazoa, Arthropoda, Insecta, Lepidoptera, Pyralidae.
AAUGAAUCUUGGGUAAAAGAUAUUUUUUUUAUUUCGUACAGUGUUGUGACUUGAAAUUAAAGAUACUGCGACAAUAUAAUUUGACGAAGUGGAAAAUAUUGCUAAUUUAGAUAACAGCCAUGGAAAACCAAUUUAAAAUGUCCAAAACUGAUGUUGACAAAAUGAGAGACAAAAUUGAACGAGUUCAUUCUAUGGACAACAUAUCAAAAAGUAAUAUGGCAGACUCCCUUGCAGAUUCACUAAUCUUCACGAGUACAGAUGAAAUUAAUGUUACAAAAUUGAAACUGAAUAUACAAAUCUUGGAGAACACCAUCGAGUCUUUAAAAGACAUGAUUUGUCAAGAAAAGAACAAAUAUGAACUGCACAAGAGGGAAGGAAUUAAGAUCUUGUCAGAUUUUAAAGCAAAUGCUUUGAAUAAUUCCAAUGAGAUCAAUAGAUUAAAAUGUGAAAUUCUACGUUUGGUUAAGACUGUUGAAGAACAAAGGACGCAAAUACUUGAACUGAGAGAUUCAUGCGCCACGGAAUCUCUCAAUUACGGGAACCUAGUCUUAGAAAAGAUGAACUUGAAAAAGAAAUAUAAUUUGCUACACGAGGAAUUGGGUAGAAACAAGGGAGAGCUAUACCAACGGAAUGAAGAGAUAGACGCAUUAAACGACAUAAUUGCACACUUGAAGACGAAGCUAGACGCUUGCGAACAGGAACUUGUUAAUAAAAAUGAAAUAAUUUUAAACAUUGCUCAAGACAGGUUGGUUAAAGUGAUUGGGAGUGUAAGUAAGGAGUUGUUGGACGAACAGAAGGAGAAGGAACGCUGUAUGAAGGAGUUGGAGGAGAGAGAACUUGAAGUGGAGAGUUUGAAGAAGAAGUUGGGCGCGGUCGAGCGUUAUGGAGAAGCUGUGGAGAAUUUGAUGAAGGAGAACGAAGCGUUGGUAAAGACAGGCGCAAUAACCAUGUCCUCCAUUGAAAAAAUACGUACUUACCCUCAAUGUAAUACGUCAGCCUCCACGGAGUCACCCAUAUACAGCCAGAGGAUCAUAUCUGCUUUACAAAAAAUCAUCAUAGAUAAGGAUAGAGUCAUCAGAGAACUGCAAAGUGAGAUCGCGUCGCUGAAACCAUUGUCGACAGAAACGAACGAUGAACUACUAGAACUCACAGAAGAAAUGCAGGUUUCUAUUAAAAAUAUUAAUCAAGUGUUUGAUCGACUGAAUAAAGUUGUUCAUCAGGUUGAUGAAAAUAAUAAUGAGGACGAUUCUUCAGAAAAAGAGUUCUAAUGGUUCUAACUUUUAACUCGACGUCGAUCGAGAUAAUCUGACAUUUAUGAGCAACUGGCUUGCUGAGAACACAGACAUUUAAUUUGAAUCACUAGUAAAUAUUAUAAAGUUAGAAUCUUUAAGUAGAUAUGUAAAAAUUGACUGAACUGGUAUUAAUUUUUAGCUCUGAUCAAAUAAUUUUAUGUAUUAAAUGUAUUCAUUAUUGUAACAAAA